Molecule: messenger RNA, 552 nt
Organism: Fusarium mangiferae
Lineage: Eukaryota; Fungi; Ascomycota; Sordariomycetes; Hypocreales; Nectriaceae
Exons: 3
Coding region: 1-552 (183 amino acids)
Source: RefSeq, a predicted model, not a curated record
AUGGACGCGGGGCUGAGGCUCAAGAAACACAUAGCUGAAGCGGCCGCCAGAGGUCUCACGGCGGCCAUGUGCCUGAAAAGACUGAGGGUAGUAUACCCGCCUACGGCCAGACAGCCUUUUCCGGCGACUGUUGCUCUGGCGCAGGGCUCAGAAGAUGAGAAAGCACGAGCCACGACGGGCGCUUUACGGACGGUCUCGGCAGCAGUGAUGGAAGUGGAAAUAUACAGUGAUGUCAAGACGCUACCAAAGACGCAUCCGCUCGCAGCCCUCAAGGUGCCGACGAGUCGGAGGUACAUGUCGCCUUUGAAGAAGUUGACACUCGCAUACGAAGGGAGCGGGAUGGAACGGUUGGAAAUGGUUGAGGCGUAUGCGGUACCGCCAUGGCACAAUCGUGUGUCGCUUGUGUGCGAGGCAGACCGUGACAUGGCGAUAGCAGCAGCGAAGAACGCCAGCAGCAUUGUUGUCGCGACCAGCGCUUCUGACGGAGGAAGCCUCGCGAUCUACAAACUAAUUCCUCGUGGCUGGAAAACAUACGACGUUCGCUUCACUUAA